ACUACACGCCUCCGGAGUUAGAGAGAGAAAGAGAGUCAAUGAUUUCUUCUUUUUCUCUCUCUAUGCAGCUUCUUCUCCAAGUCAAAUAAACCUUCAAAUUACAGUCAAAGUUUUGUCUUUGUCAAUUCUGUCGUCUCCUAUAUCUUCUUCUCCUCCUCCUUCUCCUUCUCCCUUGAAAUAUCCACGACUCACCAUCACCUUCUUCUUCUUCUUCAUUUAAAAAAAACCCUAGGCUUUUCUUUCCUUCCAAUUUGCACAAUCGGAAACCCUAGAAUGCUCCAAAUUUGAGUUGUCUGGUGGAUAUGUUUCUCUUUUGAGGUAAUUUUAAUAAACCUUAGCUAAAAUAUUAUCGAUUCAUGUUUCAAUUUCCUGAACUAAACGGAGAAGUUAGACUCAGUAGAUCUGUAACUUUAUUUUGUUUGACCUUAGUCUCUUGGGUCUUAAAAAAGGAUUUACUUGGUUUAAUUUGAAGAAAUUGUUUGGAGGUCAAAAUUAAGAGUUUCAAAAGACGGAUUGGAUUGAAUUCAAGGAGUUAGUAAUCAUUUUGGAAUCUUUAUUGAUGCUGGGUAUGUGAGGAAAUUGAAUCUCUGGGGGAAUUUUUGUGGAGGUAGGAGAUGGUAUAUAGUGAUUGUAAUUUUGAAUUUGUAAGCUGAGAGUUAGUUUUAAGUUUUAGGAUGGAUGGUUCUCAGGGAGGUACAAAUUCCCCGCCUCCUUUCCUUACAAAAACAUAUGAAAUGAUCGAUGACCCUGCCACAGACUCUGUCGUCUCGUGGAGUCAAACAAACAAUAGCUUUAUUGUGUGGAAUCCACCAGAAUUUGCUAGGGAUUUGCUGCCCAAGUAUUUUAAGCAUAACAAUUUCUCGAGCUUCAUUCGGCAACUUAAUACUUAUGGUUUCAGGAAAGCCGAUCCUGAUCAGUGGGAAUUUGCAAAUGAGGAGUUUAUAAGAGGUCAGAAGCAUCUUCUAAAGAACAUUCAUAGACGCAAACCAAUUCAUAGUCAUUCCCUUAAUAAUCACCAAGGGCAAGGAAGUUCUUCUGGAUCGCUAAGUGAAUUAGAAAAGCAGGAAUUUGAAGAGGAAAUUGAGAAAUUGAAACAUGAUAAAAGCUCCCUUGUAUUUGAGCUACAGAAGCACACACAGGAGCAGCAAGUUAUGGAGGUUCAAAUGCAAUCUAUCGAGGAGCGUUUGUACGUAAUGGAGAAACGCCAGAGGCAACUGAUGGCUUUUUUGGCUCAAACUAUGGGGAAACCUGGAUUUGUCUCCAAUCUUAUUCAGCAAUCAGAAAAGCAUAACAAAAGGAGAAGGUUGACUAAGCCAGAUUACUUCCACGAUGAAGCUGAUAAGGAAGAGACAAGAAUUGUAGUAUUCAAGCCUGUUGCUGCAGAGGACUCUGACCUUAUUGCUUUCCCUGUAGUAAACAGGGAACCACUUGAGAAGAUGGAAUCAACCAUGAAUUCCUUGGAAACUUUUCUCUGUGCAGUUGGUCAAGUUUCUGGUGAAGAAAUGCGAAAUACUGCAGUACCUUCACAACCUUCUGCUGUCUUUUCUAAUGAAAUAAACACAUCCUCAGGAGAACCAGAUAUAGGCUUGCAACCCCCAUCACCCAGAUUGCAUCUAUCAUCGUCUUGCUCUAGGGAUAUCCAUUCUUCUCCUGAGUUGGCAGAAUCAAUAAGUAAUGUGGAAAGCCGUAUUAUCUCUGCUAUUCAACUCGUUGUAGAUGUUAGACCUAACGAAUCUGGUAUUCAUGUUAAUUCCAGACCAGCUACUUCUCCAGAGGUCUACUCUGCUAAAGAACCAAAAGUCGGAACCACUGCUCCUGUACUAACAGGGGUUAAUGAUGUGUUCUGGGAACAGUUCCUAACUGAAACUCCUGGUUCCUCGGAUACACCAGAGGUUCAGUCAGAAAGAAGGGACAUUGAUGAGAGGAAUACUAGUAAGCCUGUUGAUCGUGGGAGAUUUUGGUGGAAUAUGAAGAAUAUCGAUAACCUUACAGAACAGAUGGGCCAUCUCACUCAAGCCGAAAAAACAUAAUGCUGGUUGAUUUCAACCCUUGAAGUGUCUCGGUUUCGCCCGUACUUUAUAAACAUCAAAGAGGUACAAUUUGGUUUGAUCUUUGUAGUAUAUACACACUCUCAAUUUGAGAUUAUUGUUCCAGUAUUACCCAUAUGUUGUCUAUCAGUGUCAAGGGUUUCACCCCUUGUUGUUCUUUUGAACUCUAUGUACAGUGCUUAUUUACAUUAGGCUUUUUGGUUCUGAGAGGUUCUUUUUCUUUUUUAUUCAUUGAGAAACAUGGUUUGAGCAUUCCUUAACUAAACAAAAUAAUUUACUUAAUAUGUAAUCAUGGCUUUUAAAUUUUAACUUGUACUUUUACCCA
This is a messenger RNA of Papaver somniferum (opium poppy), 2373 nucleotides long. RefSeq names its product heat stress transcription factor A-4b-like. The record is from RefSeq and is a predicted model, not a curated record. Gene Ontology annotation, biological process: regulation of transcription by RNA polymerase II. The transcript is spliced from 2 exons. Gene Ontology annotation, molecular function: DNA-binding transcription factor activity; RNA polymerase II cis-regulatory region sequence-specific DNA binding. The coding region runs from base 675 to 2030 and encodes 451 amino acids. Lineage: Eukaryota; Viridiplantae; Streptophyta; Magnoliopsida; Ranunculales; Papaveraceae. Gene Ontology annotation, cellular component: nucleus.